AGCGAAACCUUUUACCUCACUCUCUCUUUUCUCUCCGAUGUAAACCAUCACCGGAUAUCGUCCCGCCGUGCCGGAGGUGGCGGGACACUACAAAAUCCAACAUUUUGACUAGGAAUACAAAUCUCUCUUCUCCCUCUAUCUAAACCCCAUGCUCAUUUUUUCAAUAAAGCUUAAAAACCCACCUUAAUCUUGCUUUUUUCAGUGAAACCCUAAGGCUAAGCUCUACUUCUUUCAGAGCUUUGAUGAUAAGCUCUGAAGAAGCUGGUGAUGGAGCUUUAGAGUGAUUUUCGUGAGGGUUUCGGAAUUGAAUUUGGCAGAGGUUCUUUAGGGGGAGAUUGCCUCAUGAUGAAGGUUUUUAUAGGUGAUAGAAUUUGGGAGGGAAAUUCUGUUAAGUAUCAUGGAUUUGAGGCCCUAAGAUUGAAAUCCGAGGCUAGGGUUUAGUCAAUGGAUUGUGUUGGUUUAAAAUGAUAUUUCAAGUGGUUUGUUUGUGUUUCUUUUGUGCUAAGUUUAGUGGAAAAAGUGAAAUGUAGGUGUGUUAGUUUAUGUCUCAAGAGUUAGUUAGGGUUUGAAUUUGAUUUUGGAGGGAAACAAACUAAUUAGGGGCAUUUUAGGUAUUUAGCCAGGACACGUGGCAGUUGAAGGUUAAAUGGUUGGUUUAGUACUUAGGUUAACUGAAUUGAAGGUAAGAAGUGAAUAAAAACAGUUAGUAGUAGGUGUUAACUAGGAUUUGCUUGAUGAUAGUUAAAAACCAUGAUAAUACAUGUAUGAUGUGGAUGAUUGGCUUAUGAUGUUGAAAGUGUAUUGGCUUGAUGAUAUCUUGGCUUAUGUAGAUUUGUUUUUACAUGUAUGUAUUGUGAUUGAAUUAUGGGAUCAGUAUGUGUUUUUUUUUAAUGAUCUUACAUGAGGAAAUGCUUGGUCUUGUUUCUUGUACAGUUAUGGAUGGCAUAGUGGGCUAUGUAGAUUUUUUUGGAAUGUGUAUGCACCAUUACAUGCUGUUUUGCUUGAGCUGAAAGUGGUAUGAUAGAAAUCAUGAAUUGCCUUGAUGCAUUAGUAUGGAUGCCUGCACGGAGGGACUGAAUACAUAUGCAUAGCUUGCGUCAUGUUUCAUUUGCUUUGUAGGUUUGUGUACUGCAUGCAUACUGAUGUGGAUCAAGCUGUCUUGAUGUGCUUUGCAUUGGCAUUUUGAAUAUACUUGUUGAACCUGCUAUGCUGAGAAUGAAGUGUAUAUUGGGAUGCAUUGAUUGUUUUGUUCUUGAACAUGCUUAUGAGCUGAUAUGCACUACUGAACAUGUAUGUCAUUAUGGAUUUGCCAUAUGGACUGGAUAUUUCUAAACUGAUGGAUUGGUAUUGAAUGCCUUGCAUUGAUUUUGUUAUGUUUGCAUCUCUUUUUGGUUUGCACAUGGUUCAUUCUCUUGGUCAUAGCAUAAUGAAAGAAGUGUGCUGGAUGGAUUAUGUUGGACUGAUAGCAUUUUCCUUGUUGGCAGGUAUGAAACAUGGUGCAUGAAGUCAUGGCAUGAGAUUUUGGAUGUAUGGCCUUAAAACCAUUAAACAUGAUGAAUUGAUGAAGAUCGUGGCGAAGUGCAAUGCUUGAAGGCAUGAGGGGAAAUAGGUUUUAAAAAAAAAAUGAAAUAUAUCUUUUAUCAAUAUCAAUUAUUUAUAUUUCACAUAUAUAUAAUUAUUUUAUGAGUAAAUAAAUUAAGACAUUAACUUUUCCAUUUCUUUUAUUAUACACUACAAAAAAGAAAUGAUUGGACCUAUAUAAUUUGUACAUUAUAUAAACUAAAGUAGAACCAUAUGCUUAAGAAAGAAGCAUUCUAAUAUUUAAAACAACAUAAUUAUUUCAUUACAGCUAGUAGUAGUCUUUGCUUUCAUGCUCACUUUUCACAAUCACGUCCCACCAUAUUGUUAUAUGGACCAUACAUUGCACUAAUAUCAAUUAUUGGACCAAUAUUCCAUAUAUACAUUGCUUUACUAUUAUUACCACUGCGAACCAUUCACACAUCAGUCUUUACUAUCUAUUCACAUAGAUCUUCAUUUCCUUCAAACUUUUGUUAAUCAACAUGGCUGCAACUAUGAUUGGAAGCGCUUUCCUCUCAGCAACUGUUCAAACCUUAGUUGAGAAACUUGCUUCCAAAGAGUUUCUUGAUUACUUCAAAAACACCAAACUCGAUGACUCACUCUUGGAACAGUUAAGAGCACCACUACUCACUCUUAAUGUUGUGCUAGAUGCUGCAGAGGAGAAGCAGAUCAACACUCCUUCUGUCAAAGACUGGCUUGACGGCUUGAAAGAUGCUGUCUACGACGCUGAAGAUCUGCUCAACCAAAUCAGCUAUGACUCCCUUCGAUGCAAGAUGGAGAACACGCAACCUGCAAGCAAAACUAAACAGGUCUGGAACUUCUUUUUUUCUCCUGCAAAUAACUAUGAAGAGAUCAAUUCCCAAAUGAAAAAAAUAUACUUAAACCUGAAACAUUUCGCUGAAAAUAACGAUAUCAUUAGCUUGCAAACUAAAAGUGUCAGAGUUUCUCAUAGAACACCUUCCAGUCCUAUGUUCAAUGAAUCUGUCAUGGUUGGUAGGAAAGAUGACCAAGAGAAAGUAACAAACAUGUUGCUAUCAGAAAGCAAUACUAAUAUAGGCAUAGUUGCAAUUCUAGGCAUGGGAGGUGUCGGAAAAACAACACUUGCACAACUUGCUUACAAUGAUGAAAAUGUUCAAAAGCACUUUGAUCUCACAGCAUGGGCUUGUGUAUCAGAAGAUUUUGAUGUUUUUAGAGUAACCAAAACUCUCCUAGAAUCUGUCACUAAAUCACCAUGGGAAACCACUAAUCUCGAUUUACUUCGAGUUGAGUUAAAGAAAAAUUUGAGGGACAAAAGAUUCUUCAUUGUGUUGGAUGACUUAUGGAAUGACAGUUGUUCUGAUUGGGAAGAUCUUGUAUCGCCGUUGAUUUAUGGAAAAAAUGGAAGCAGAGUGAUCAUCACCACACGCCACAAAAAAGUGGCAGAUGCUGCACGCACAUUUCCUAUUUUUGAAUUAGAUCCUCUAUCAGAUGAAGACAAUUGGUCUUUACUCUCCAAAUGUGCAUUUGGAAGUGGAGACUUUUCUGAAACUCAAAAGAGAAAUGUAGAAGCAAUAGGAAGGAAGAUUGCAAGAAAGUGUGGUGGAUUGCCAAUUGCUGCGAAAUCACUUGGAGGACUAUUGCGUUCGAAAGUAGAUCCUGAAGAGUGGAUUGAAGUUCUGAACAACGACAUAUGGAACUUAAAGGAUGAUAAUAUUCUGCCUGCAUUGCGCUUGAGUUAUCGAUAUCUUUCCUCUCAAUUGAAAAGAUGUUUUUCCUAUUGCUCUAUUUUUCCAAAGGACUAUCCACUUGAUAGGAAGCAAUUGGUUUUGUUGUGGAUGGCAGAAGGCUUCCUUGAUCAUUCUCAAGACAAAAAAACCAUGGAAGAAGUAGGUGAUGAAUGUUUUACUGAAUUGUUAUCCAGAUCAUUGAUUCAGCAAUUGCAUAAUGAUUCUAGUGGACAGAAAUUUGUCCUGCAUGACCUUGUUAAUGAUUUAGCUACGGUCGUAUCUGAAAAAUGUUGUUACAGACUUGAAUUUGGUGCUAAGAGCUCUGAAACUGUUCGCCACUUGUCAUAUAUUAAAAAAAGAUAUGACAUUUUCAAGAAGUUUAAGACUUUUGACAAAUUCAAACGCUUGAGAAGCUUCCUUGGCUUUGACCCUGGAUGUGCAUCAAAUAAUUUAUCAAGAAAGGUGGUCGAAGAUUUGCUACCCACAUUUGGAAGGUUGCGUGUGUUAUCGUUAUCAAAAUAUAGAAACAUCACCAUGCUACCCAUUACAAUUGGCAAUUUAGUGCAGUUGCGCUAUCUAGAUCUCUCUUACACGAAUAUCGCAAGAUUGCCUGGCACCAUAUGCAAUCUCUAUUACUUGCAAACCUUGAUUUUAUCUUGCUGCUCAAAACUCACAGAAUUGCCUGAACAUGUUGGAAAAUUAAGUAAUUUGCGUCAUCUUUAUAUUGAUAGGACAAGCAUAUCAGAGAUGCCGAAGCAAAUUGCUGAACUAGAAAACCUUCAAACUCUAACUCUUUUUGUAGUAGGCAAGAAACAUAUUGGUUUAAGUGUUAGAGAGCUUGGGAAGUUUCCUAAGCUACGGGGAAAGUUACUCAUCAAGAACCUGCAAAAUGUCAAUGAUGUCAUGGAGGUAAGUGGUACCAACUUGAAGAGCAAAGAACAUAUUGAGGAAUUGACGCUAGAGUGGGGCAAGGAAACUGAUGACACACUUAAUGAAAAAAAUGUGCUUGAUAUGUUAAAACCAUCUACAAACCUAAAGGAACUGAGAAUUGUAUCAUAUGGUGGGACAAGUUUUCCAAGUUGGUUUGGAGAUCCUUCUUUUUCUAACAUGGUGUCCCUCAGCAUUAGUAAUUGUGAGAAUUGCACGACACUUCCAUCACUAGGGCAGCUACCUUCUCUCAAGGACUUGCUAAUUGGUAGAAUGACAAUUUUGGAGACAAUUGGGCAGCAGUUCUAUGGCAUGGCAGCAGGAGGUUCCAGUUCUUCGUUCCAACCAUUUCAAGCCCUUGAGAAUUUGGACUUUUUGUUCAUGGAAAAUUGGAAGGAAUGGUGUCCUUUUCCAAACAACAUGUUUCCUUUUCCUCGUCUGAAAACCCUGAAGUUAUUCAAGUGUCCAAAAUUGAAAGGACAUUUACCUAGUCAUCUUCCUUCCUUAGAAGAGAUUGAAAUAUAUGAUUGUGAUCAUCUCUUGGCAACACCACCUACUCAACAUUGGCUCUCCUCAAUAAAAAAGAUUCGUAUUGUGGAAGAUUCAGAUUCAAUAAGCAAUACUGAAAGGACCCAAUACUCAUUGCUCGAGAGUGAUUCUCCAUGUCUGCUGCAAACAAUAGACAUAUGGAGCAGUCAUAUGCUAAAAUCUGUACCUAAAUUGAUUUUAAACAGCACUUGUCUUCGACGAUUGGAUCUCAAUCAUAUUAGUUCUCUCACUACGAUUCCAACAAAUGGUUUACCCACUUCUUUGCAAUCACUUCGUAUUCAAAAAUGUGAGAACUUAACAUUCCUUCCUCCUGAAAUGUGGAGCAAUUACACAUCCCUUGUGACUCUUAGAUUAGACUACUGCAAUUCAAUUACCUCCGUCCCAUUGAAUUGUUUUCCUAUGCUCCAAAAUUUUUCCAUCUAUGAUUGCAACAGUUUGGAAUCUAUUUUUAUUUCAGAAACUUUGCCUUGUAGCUCGUCAGCCCUCAAAUCUUUUCAUGUCAAUUCUUGCGAGGAACUUAGAUCACUACCUCAACGGAUGGACACCCUCACCACUCUUGAAUCGUUAUUUCUAAAGAAUCUUCCAAAUCUGAAUUUAUCAUUAUGUGAAGGAGCUUUCCUACCUCCCAAUUUACAAUCAGUUAGUGUUGAAUCUGUGAGGAUAACAAAGCCGGUAAGAGAAUGGGGUUUCCAAUGUCUCACUGCUCUUUCAUCAUUGCAUAUCAAAGGUGAUGCUAUUGUGAACAUAUUGCUCAAAGAGCCGUUGUUACCCAUUUCCCUUGUGUGUCUAGAAAUCAAUGAUCUCUCUGAAAUGAAAUCCUUAGAAGGAAUUGGACUUCGACACCUCUCCUCUCUAGAAACCCUUUCUUUUAAUGGUUGUCCGGGGCUUGUGUCAUUGACAGAAAAAGCCUUUCCCUCCUCGCUGAAAACACUUAGUUUUUAUAAGUGUACAACACUAAAGUCAUUGCCAGAAAAAGCCUUUCCCUCCUUGCUGAAAACACUUUCUUUACGCAGUUGUCCAAGACUAGAGUCAUUGCCAGAAGACAGUCUCCCUACCUCUUUGGAAGAACUGUCCAUUGGAGGAUGCCCAUUGUUAGAAGAAAGGUAUAAAAGGAAGGAACAUUGGUCCAAAAUUGCUCACAUCCCAGUCAUACAAAUAAAUGACCAACUCACAAUAUGAGCCAUGGCCAUUGAGAAGCCAAGAGAAUGAAGAAUUUCAAUUCUGUUUCAGAGUCCAGGUAAUUUGGUAAUUCAAUUGGGUGUGUUUGUUCUUGUGGCUGACGUAGAUUGCUAGAAGACUGAGAUGAAAAAGAGAGCUGAAUUUGGUUGCUUAAGAAGGUUAUCGCCCGUUCUCUUCUCCAACAGUGCAACCUAUUGUAUUUCUCUCAGUUUUUUUAUUCUGUACCACAUAAAUGUUUAUAUGUUUUCUUUCUAUCUUAAUCAUGUGAAGACAUUUAUGAAUUGUAUUAUUAAAUGUAACCGUUACUACAGUGAGUGUGCUUUUACCUUUGAAGACUUUGCAACUCGUUUUGUUUUCCAAUUUCAGCAAACAAUGAAAAGUCCUUGAUAGUGGUUUGGAUGUAUGUAUUUUCCAAGGGUAUUAUUUUGGUGGAUAGUUGUUAUCCAAUGUGAAUAAGAUGGCAACAAUCAAGUUUAUAUUAUAGCACAUGUCAUUGAUAAUGUGAAGUGGUAGCAUAUGUUAUUCAUUAUGAGAAGAGGUUGUUUGUAACACUUACAUGAAGUCUUAUGUUACUAUAUUCAACAUUAUGUUAUUUAAUUGUUACACGACCAUUUUAAAUUAGAUUGUAUUUGUGCCAACUGUUAGGCUAGCUAACGAGAGAAGCUUCAGCUUGCAUGACAAGCUACAAUUUGUAAAAGUUAGUGCCAAAUGUGACACUUUGUAACUAACUAGGGAUUCAGAUUAUUCAAUACAGAAACAGUUAAGAAAUGUCUAUUAGUAUUAAAUUAAUGCAAACCCCAUACUUUUGGAGAUUGUGAUUUUUUCCUUUUGAUAAAAUAUGAAGUAGGCCAAGGAUAGUAUACAUGAACACGGUUAUU
Messenger RNA from Vicia villosa (hairy vetch), 6817 nucleotides. Its product is annotated as putative disease resistance RPP13-like protein 1. NCBI's taxonomy places the organism in Eukaryota, Viridiplantae, Streptophyta, Magnoliopsida, Fabales, Fabaceae. Bases 2061 to 5939 code for a protein of 1292 amino acids. The transcript has 2 exons. The record is from RefSeq and is a predicted model, not a curated record. Gene Ontology annotation, biological process: defense response to other organism. Gene Ontology annotation, molecular function: ADP binding.